AUGCUGUGUCAACAGCCCGAGGGGGAUUUUCAGUUUUUCUUUAAAAAGGUUUGGUCCUAUAAUCUUUAUAAUGUUGAUUACAUUUCUCCUAUUACCGACAUUAUUAGCCACUUCAUCAAUGCAGCCAAUGCAAUUAAUAUCACCGUUUUUUUCUCUUGCUCUCUCUUUCCAUCAUCUCGUUACCAUCGUGACGAACAUCGUUCUGAAAAUAAUCUUCAAAUGAAUCUUCACAUUUCAAGAAUUUUAGUUUUCUCUCUCCCUUUCAUCCCAACUUAUUUUUCUCUCUCGUUUUCUUUGCUUUUUUCUUUCUUUUUUUUAUCGCUUGCUUUUGUCUUUCUUUUUUAUCCCUUGCUUUUGGCUUUCUUUGUUUAUCUCUUGCUUUUGGCUUUCUUUUUUUUAUCUCUUGCUUUUGUCUUUCUUUUUUUAUCUCUUGCUUUUGUCUUUCUUUUUUUUAUCGCUUGCUUUUGUCUUUCUUUUUUAUCUCUUGCUUUUGUCUUUCUUUUUUUAUCGCUUGCUUUUGUCUUUCUUUUUUUUAUCUCUUGCUUUUGUCUUUCUUUUUUAUCUCUUGCUUUUGUCUUUCUUUUUUUAUCUCUUGCUUUUGCCUUUCUUUUUUUAUCUUUCUACUUUACUUCCUUUCUCCUUCACACUUUCUUUAAUUCUCGUUUCUUUCACUUCCGAAACUAUAAAAAAACAAAUUCAUCCAUUUUUUCUCUUUUUCUUUCUUUUUCGAAUUUCUCGUUUUUUUUUCUUUCUAAUUUCAUUUUUCUUUCUUGUUUUGUCUCUUUUUCUCCGUUUCUCUUUGUCGUUUUCUUUCUUUUUCUCAUUUUUCUUUCUUCCUCUUUUUUCUCUCUUUUUCGCACUUCCUCUUUCUUUCUUUCUUUCUUUCUUUUUUCUCGUUUUCUCUUUGUAUCUAUUCCUUUUUCUAUUUUUCACUUUCUCUUUAUUUCUCUCUUAAUUUCUUUUUACUUUCUUUUUUUUCUAUAUCUUACAUUCGCUUUCUUUUCUCUCUCUCCCCUUUCUUAUUGUCUCUUUAUUUUUCUAUCAUUUUCUUUUUCACUCCUUUUCUCCACUUUCUUUUAUUUCUUUGUUCUUUCUCUCUUCUCUGUCGUUUUCUUUCUCUUUCUCUUCUCUCGUUUUAAUUUCAUUUUUCAACUGCUCAUUCAUUUACUUCAGCUUUGCACAAUCAAUCCUCGCUUCAGUAUCGUCUGCAAAAGCGACACGAGGGAUGGAGACCCGCUAUCCAUUCCGCCACCGUGCCUCCUAUCUAUCUAUCUAUCUAUCUAUCUAUCUAUCUAUCUAUCUAUCUAA
Messenger RNA from Acanthosepion pharaonis, 1308 nucleotides. NCBI's taxonomy places the organism in Eukaryota, Metazoa, Mollusca, Cephalopoda, Sepiida, Sepiidae. The record is from the annotation of a GenBank genome assembly.